Molecule: messenger RNA, 3354 nt
Organism: Chaetomium globosum CBS 148.51
Lineage: Eukaryota; Fungi; Ascomycota; Sordariomycetes; Sordariales; Chaetomiaceae
Exons: 9
Coding region: 1-3354 (1117 amino acids)
Biological process (GO): methionyl-tRNA aminoacylation
Cellular component (GO): membrane; aminoacyl-tRNA synthetase multienzyme complex; cytosol
Molecular function (GO): methionine-tRNA ligase activity; ATP binding
Source: RefSeq, a predicted model, not a curated record
AUGGCCGAGUCCCACCAUCUAAAUGAAGAGCCAUCACGAGGAACACAGCAUGGCCGCCGCGCUUCGGCCACGUCUGGGGGAUACAAUGCCCCGGGCUCGACACACGAUCUGGAUUCUCCAGAUGGCGCGCGCACCUCGUUAAACCGACCUCAUCCACAGAACGCUUCAGGAAUCCCACUCAAACAUGAGCGGAAUCCCCGACACUCUCGACGGGCAUCGAUGACUUCUCAUCCCGGCUACGAUGUCCCAGAUACGUAUACCAACCUAGACGAGACAGCCGAUGUCUCGCCCAUUCAGAACCCGCACGAGGAACCAAUCCACCGUUUCCGAAGCCUCGAGCAGACCCGGGCCCAGGAGCAGGAGUUCGUACAGGAACAGAAGCGCCACCGCCAGCCACCCGAGCCAAAGAAGCUAGAAGAGGCUAAGUACGACGUCUCGCGUCUCCUCACCCAGCUCUACACCAUCUCCUACCUCAUCCUCUUCUCCAUCCUCGGCACUCUCGCCCGCCUCGGCCUCCAGGCCCUCACCAACUAUCCCGGCACCCCCGUCAUCUUCACCUCCAUCUGGCCCAACUUCGCCGGCUGCUUAGUCAUGGGCUUCCUCUCCGAAGACCGCAUGCUGUUCCGCGAGGCGCAACCCCCAACGCCCAGCCCACCAUCCCAUUAUACAUUGGCCUCGCCACUGGCUUCUGCGGGCUCCCUAACCUCCUUCUCCGCCUUCAUCCGCGACACCUUUCCUCGCGCUGGCCAACGACCUCCCCACCAAGCACAUCCACUCCACUACCCCCCCGAAACGGCGGCUACAGCUUCCUCGCGCUCCUCUCCAUCCCCCCUCAUUACGCUCGCCCUCUCCCUCUCCGCCCUCUUCCUCGGCGCGCACCUCGCCAUCGCGCUCGCACCCAUCAUGCCAUCCCUACACCGCACGCCGCACGCCUGGGCCGACCGCGCCGCCGUGCCGCUCGCCUGGGGCUGCUGGCUCGGCGCUGUGCUCCUGGCCGCCCUGCCCCCAGCCGGCCACGCCGCCUGGCGUGGCGAGGUGCUGUUCGCGCUGGUCUUUGCGCCGCUGGGCUGUUUGGUUCGUUUUGUGGUUAGUCUGUGGCUGAAUGGUCGGGUUGCGGCGUUUCCGGUGGGCACGUUCGUGGUGAAUGUGGUGGGGACGGCGGUUCUGGCGGCGGCGUGGGAUUUGGCGCAUUCGGGGGCGGUUGGGGGUGGUGCGGGAGAAGGGGUGGGGGUGAGGGUGACGGUGGGGUGUCAGGUGCUGGCGGGGGUGCAGGAUGGGUUUUGUGGGUGUUUGACGACUGUGUCGACGUGGGUGGGGGAACUGGCUGCGCUUAGGAGGAGGCAUGCGUAUGUGUAUGGCGGGGCCAGCGUGCUGGGUGGGCUAGCGGUGGUGGUUGCGGUGAUGGGGGGGCUGAGGUGGAGUGAGGGGUAUGAAUCGGGAGCUUGUGGGUGCUGGGUGAAGGUACAACCUGUGACUCCACGAGUUCUUCUCAUCCCUGUUUCUGCGAAGCCAGAGCGGUUCCGCCGGGUACUUCCGGUCCUUCUAGUUACUAACCAAACUUCACAGUCUGCAGACGUCUUUGCCAGGUUCUGCCGGGCGAGGGGCCUUCCAACCAUCUAUGUCUGCGGCUCGGACCAGUACGGCACCGCGACGGAGACGAAGGCGCUCUCUGAGGGGGUAGACCCGGCGACGUUGUGCGCCAAGUAUCACGCCAUCCACAAGGACAUUUACGACUGGUUCAGGCUCGAUUUUGACGUCUUCGGCCGUACGCCCACGGACGAGCACACCGCUAUCGUCCAGGACAUCUUCACUCGUCUCUGGAACAACGGCUACAUCGAGCAGCGUGAGACAACCCAGGCUUACUGCCCAACUCACUCAUCCUUCUUGGCCGACCGAUAUGUCGAGGGCGAGUGCAGCCUCUGUCACGACAAGGGUGCCCGCGGUGACCAGUGCGACGCAUGCGGCAACCUUCUCGAUCCUCUAGAACCGGAGAGGGACGCCUCCGGGAACCAGGAGACCAAGGCGACCGGCUGGCUGAUCAACCCCCGCUGCAAAUUGGACGGUACCGCUCCUGAGAAGCGCCAAACCAAGCAUCUCUACCUCCGCCUGGACGCCCUUCAGGGCGAGAUUGAAGAGUGGCUCAAGACGGUCGAGAAGGCCUGGAGCGCGAAUUGCGUCUCUAUCACACACUCGUGGCUGGAUCAAGGGCUCAAGCCACGUGGUAUCACCAGAGAUCUCAAAUGGGGUGUCCCAAUUCCCACGGGGCUUGACGGUCUCUCCGACGAGGACUAUGCCAAGAAGGUUUUCUACGUCUGGUUCCAUACCAUCAUCUUCCCCGCCUCCCAACUCGGCACCAAGGAGAACUGGACCAAGAUCAAGGCCGUGUCCACUUGCGAGUACCUCAACUACGAAGGUGGAAAGUUCAGCAAAUCGAAGGGCGUUGGCGUGUUCGGUACCAACGCUCGCGAUACCGGCAUCGACGCUGACAUCUGGAGAUACUACCUCUUGUCGAGGCGGCCCGAGACCAGCGACUCGGAGUUCAAAUGGGAGGAAUUUGUUGACGCCAACAACAACGAUCUGCUCAAGAAUCUUGGCAAUCUGUGCCAGCGUAUCAUCAAGUUCUGCCAGGCCAAGAUGGACGGCGUGGUGCCCGAAUACGAUCUUUCCAAAUUUCCUGCUCUGCAGCAACACAGGGAGGAAGUGGAGAAGCUCCUUCAAGACUAUGUCGCACAUCUCAAGGCUGUGAAGCUGAGGGCAGGCUUGUCCAUAGUGAUGAACAUCUCUGGGCUCGGCAACAAGCUACUCCAGGAUAACAAGCUCAGCAACCAGCUCAUCGCCGAGGAGCCGGAGCGCUGCCGUGCUGUGAUUGGUAUCGCGCUCAACCACAUUCACCUCGUGGCCCACCUUCUCUCGCCCUACAUGCCCGAGAAGUCGCAAUCUAUCCUCAGGCAACUUGGGGUCAAGGGGCCGGGCGGGGAUGGCCAAGAUAUCCCGGCACAGAUCCCAGAUACCUGGGAAGCGAAUGAUCUCAAGCCGGGCCACGCCGUUGGUGAGCCUGAACUGCUGUUCGCCAACAUCCCUGCGGCGAAGAUUGAGGAAUGGCGCGAAGCGUUCGGUGGCGAGGAGCUUCGCAAGCAGAAGGAGAUAGAGGCGGAGAAGGCCGCGGCCAAGAAGGCGGCGAGAGAGAAGGAGAAGGAAAAGAGAAAACUCAAAAAAGCGGCUCAAGCGGCUCAAGCGGCUCAAGCGGCCGAGGCAGGGCAGGGGCCGACUUCAACGCUCCCUAUCCACCCUGGCCCGCCUGCCCAGGCGGCGGCCAAGUCAAACGAGCCGGCCGAACCUCCUGUCCAGAACUGA